AUGGGCGAAAUCAACGGCGCCGGCUCCAACACCCCAAUCGGAGACCUUUCCAAUGCCUCGACCAGUCAAGUGCGCCCCGGUGGUGCUCCGGCGCGGGUAUAUUUGAACGAGAAGAUUGUGCCGCAUCUGCUCGAGGGAAUGAAGUCGGUUGCCAAAGAACAGCCUUCCAAUCCGCUGCGAGUACUUGGGGAGUUUCUGAUUCAGAAGAGCAAUGAAGUGGAAGGGGACUCGAAGAAAGAGUCAGAGUAA
Penicillium alfredii is the source of this 249-nucleotide messenger RNA. RefSeq names its product DPY30/SDC1 family protein. The transcript is spliced from 2 exons. The coding region runs from base 1 to 249 and encodes 82 amino acids. The record is from RefSeq and is a predicted model, not a curated record. Lineage: Eukaryota; Fungi; Ascomycota; Eurotiomycetes; Eurotiales; Aspergillaceae.